GGGGCAGGCAGAAGCAUGAAGGGCUGGUCCUGGUCUGUCAUGUCUAUAAGAGCAGAGCACUGGCCUUCACAUGAGCAUACAUCUCUGAGGGACAUACAGGUUGUUUCAUAUAGGCAAAGGAAGACAUCCGGACUUGCCUGAAAGAUGGGUUGGCAGAAGGACAUGCUGGAUAAGCUUUCACUCACUUUCCAGGUCCGCAACAAGCUACUGCGGCAAGGACUUGCUGAAUGCUUGGGAACUCUCAUCCUGGUGAUGUUUGGCUGUGGUGCGGUGGCCCAGAUGGUACUAAGUGGAGAAUCUCAUGGUCGCUUUCUCUCUGUAAACCUUGCUUUUGGGUUUGCUGCUACCCUUGGAAUCUUGGUUUGUGGCCAGGUGUCAGGCGGACAUUUAAAUCCGGCAGUUACGUUUGCUCUCUGCCUCUUGGGAAGAGAAAAAUGGAGAAAGUUCCCUGUGUACUUCCUGUUUCAAACACUUGGAGCCUUCUUGGGCGCCGCAAUUAUCUUUGCUGAAUACCAUGAUGCAAUGUACGAUUUUGCUGGAGAAAAAAAUGAGUUGCUUGUAACUGGGCAAAAUGCCACCGCUGGUAUUUUUGCUACUUACCCAGCCCCACAUCUCACCAUCUUGAAUGGAUUUUUUGACCAGGUGAUAGGCACAGCAUCUCUGAUUGUCUGCAUCCUGGCCAUUGUGGACCCUUUCAACAAUCCAAUCCCUCAAGGUCUUGAGGCCUUCACAGUGGGAUUCAGUGUCCUCAUCAUUGGACUCUCAAUGGGCUUCAAUUCUGGUUAUGCAGUCAACCCAGCUAGAGAUUUCGGGCCUCGUCUUUUCACCGCCAUGGCUGGUUGGGGUAGUGAAGUCUUCACCACCCGCCAGUGUUGGUUUUUGGUGCCUUUCUUUGCCCCAUUCCUUGGGUCCAUUAUUGGUGUGAUUGUGUACCAGCUGAUGGUGGGAUGGCAUGUGGAGGGAGAAGUACGGGACAAGAAGAAUAAAACUACCGAAGAGUCUUUGAAACUUAAUGACGUCACCAGCAAGGAAUGAACUGCAUGAUCUCCAUCAAAUCCGCAGAAACUUUCAGCUUAUGAGUCUCUGAGUUCAACAAAUAUGUCUUGUUCCACACAAGACUCCCUCUUCUCUUUCAGAGAGGAUUCUGGUAGCCUUGCAGACCGUCAGAUGGACUUUAAAUAGAAUGCUGCAAAUUUCAUGAUUACAAUGUUUUCUUAAUUGUUCAAUCAGUUUUUGUUAUUUUCUUUAGCAUGAUUCUUGUUUUGUUUUUCUUCACACAUCCUCCAGAUUCCUCCAUUAAGGGAAAAAGGUGUUUCUUCAGCAACACGAAUUAUAUUAAUUCACUGUUUUUAAAGAUAGUAAAAAUGUAGUGUAGCACCUAUCUAUAUUUACAGUAUUUCACACUUUUGUACUACUAUUAUCCAAAAACGUUGCCAUUCCUGUUGAGAAAAGUGAGCAGUUCUAUCAAAAAAUAGCUACAGAAAUUCAUUUUUUGUGUGUGUGUGUGUGUAAAUAUUCUGUAUUGUCAUCUUCAUUCAAAGCAGUUUUUUCUGUUACAUAGUAGGAAUUACAACUUAACGUACAAAUUUAACAGUCAGUAGUGUAGUGACCCUGCAAUUGUACAGCUUUACAGUCUUUAGACUAGUGUCCUUUCGCCCUCUCAUGUAUCUGUUAAUGUCAUAACCAUUUUAAUUUAGUGAUUGAAUGUUUUGAAGCAAUGGACUGUUAUCUUAAUAAAGUUUUUUGUUUUGGUUUG
Messenger RNA from Labeo rohita (rohu), 1756 nucleotides. It is a transcript of the gene aqp3a, whose product is annotated as aquaporin 3a. The record is from RefSeq and is a predicted model, not a curated record. Lineage: Eukaryota; Metazoa; Chordata; Actinopteri; Cypriniformes; Cyprinidae. Gene Ontology annotation, cellular component: plasma membrane; basolateral plasma membrane. Bases 145 to 1035 code for a protein of 296 amino acids. Gene Ontology annotation, molecular function: urea transmembrane transporter activity; water channel activity; glycerol channel activity. Gene Ontology annotation, biological process: water transport; glycerol transmembrane transport. The transcript is spliced from 6 exons.